AUGUUAUAUAUAUUCUACUUAGUUAAGAUCACUACAAUCUCCUUAACAGAUAUUUAUCAUCAAAAGAAUAAAUUAACUAAAGUUUUCAAAUUAUUAUUAAAAAUGUCCUCCGUUCCAACUACCACAUCUAAUAUCAUUACAAUAUCUGAAAGAUACACAAUCAUUGAUAGAUUCUUAAUCCACACUGAAAAGAAGAAUGGAAAUGUCAUUCGUAAGAUUGUUGAUGCUAAUUUUCGUAAAGGUUUUAUUAGGGAUGAUGAAAGAACAGAAAUUGAAAAAUAUGACUUAAUCAAUUUAGAUGAAUUACGUGAAACAAAUAAACAUUCUGAAAUGAUUCCUUGCUACUCAACCGAAUUGUUUGAUUAUUGUGACACCAUUACAAGACGUUACUAUUGGGACAAUAGGAAUUUAGUAUUGUUUACAGAUCGUAGUAAGAAGGAGAAAGAAAGAGAAACUAAAACUUAUACGGUCAUCCCACUUAGAAAACGUCAUAGUGUUAUCAAGUAUCUCUACUAUAAGAAGAUUAAUGGUGCAGCUAUUUAUUCAGAACAUUGCUCUUUGACAACUAAUAUCAAUCGUGUUGUGACCGAUUUUUUUACGGAAUUUAUGAAUGUAUAUGAAAUGGAUAUUUGUGAUAAUGAUUUAAAUAUCUUAAAAGACUUUGGUGAAUACUAUUUUGAAAUGAAAAAAGAAUCAAUUAAUAUUUUGAAUGAAAUGUAUUCUAAUGUCAGAAAGAAUAAUGCCUGUAUAGAAUCAACUAGUUCUUUUUCGAAUCCUGCUAAUCGAGAACCAUUCCCAAAGAAGUUGACCGGCAAUACAUUAAAGUUAUAUGGAACAAGGUUUGCCAACUUCCUAUAUAUGAUUGAGGUAUUUCCAAGAUUAGAAUUAACUAAAAAUAUACCUAUUCCUUCUUAUGAUUGUUCUGACAAUCUAAUUACCAAGAUUAGUAAAAUAUUUUAUGCUAUUAUUACUGGUGAUGUAAAAUAUAGGGAAUUCCUACAAUUGAUGAUCCGUCUAUCCUGUUUUGAUUGGAAUAAACCAUGUAAGAGGUUACCUCCUACUAUAUCGUACGAGAAGUUUCGGUAUUUCUUAGAUUCCUUGAAAUGUUGGACAGCUUACGCAACUCUAUUCCGUAGUGUUCAAUUAAAGAAUAUUUCAAGUACGUUAGUAUUAUUUACAUCUUCUAACGACUCUGAUCAAAGCAUGACCUACUGUUUAAUUAAAGAUACUUAUAAGAAUCUGCUCAAAGAAAUAACCGAUGUUUCUGGACAUUUCUUUAUACCUCUAGGUCCUGGGAAAUAUUUGUUAGAUGGUAAGGUAUUUCAAAAAGAAUAUUUAGUUGAUCUUUAUAGCGACGCUAAACAUUUGUUCGAUAGUAAGUUAAAAGAUCUAGGUCAUUAUUACAAAGAUCUUCUAGAUAUAUCUGUGGUGGCAGAAAUGACAAUCAAAUCCCCCAAAUGUGUUCCCUUUGAAAGAAGAGAUCAGCCAAAGAUAAGUAUUACUGAUUUGUUUAACAGAGAUACUAAGUUAUCUGUAAUUCCAACAAUUGGUUCCUAUACUGAAGAUGAUAAUAAUAGAAUAAUUAAUCUUAUUGUCGAUUGUCUAACUUGUUUAAUGUUGAUGAUCUACAUUUCAUCUGGUGGUCCAUAUAGGUUUCCAGAAAUGAGAGUACUUAAGUUUGCUGGUAAUGCAAGAAAUCUGUUCAUUAAUCCUGUUGAUAAAACAGUUGAGCUCAUUACUACUUAUUCAAAAAAUAAAUCCCGUAUUCCUAUAUGCAAGGUCGUCGAUGAGUUGGCUUCAGACUAUAUUAUCUACGCAAUUUUGGUUUUAUUUCCCAUUAUGCGUCUGCAUAGUCAUGAGAUGAACUAUGUUAUGAAUCGUGAUUUACUAAAUGAAAUAAGUUCAGAGAGUAACUUGGAUCCAGACGUUAUUAAUCUCACACCUCAACAAGAUUUAAGUGAUGAAGAAUUCACUUCUCAAGUAUUAGAUUCUUAUUUAUUUGUUGAUCCGAUUAGAGGGACUUUGAUCGAUUAUAAUAAGUUUAGUUUCCUUAUUAAACACUAUCCUUCAUGCGAACUUGAAAACUUACGCUAUAAUUUUAGGGCCUUAAGACAUGCAAUUAUUGGUAUUCAAAGAUAUGAGUUAUCUGUCGAUGAUACCGGUAUGCGUAUUGAUCCAGCAGUCGCAAGACAGGCUGGUCACUCUUUGUCGACAGACAUCCAGAGAUAUGGCGUUAAUUCUACGGGUAUGGCAGGAUAUCAAAAUACCACAACAACAAUAUAUGGAUAUUUCAUUUCCAAAUCCUGGAUAAAAUUACUGGGUCUUGGAUAUGAAGUUUCAAAUUUGGUUCCUAAAGAUGUAAAAUUAAAUAAAGAGAAGCCUAAUUUCCUAGUAAGUGGUAACAUGAAAGGCAUUAUUGCUAAAUGUGAUGAAAUUUAUGGAGACUUAUUUAAGAUUAAACCAGAACAGAUGGAACUUUGUGUUGAUGUUUGUUUUGGUUCCUCUGAUAUUAUUCCAGUGCAAGCACUUCCUGGAUUUGGUAAAACGGCUAUUUUUGAAAUACCUUUAAAUAUUAUUUCCACUAGCAAAAGGAAUAAGCAUUUUGUUUCUUUUGUAUUUGUGCCAUAUAGCUGUCUUUUAGACGAUAUUAUGGAUCGUUUUAAGCUGUCUGGUACUUUGAAAAUUGGUGAAGUUAAAGAUAUUCUGCGCAAUCGUGGAUUUUGUGGUGAAUCAGAGCUUACCUGUGACGUUUAUUUUGGAACUUUUCAUGACUUCGGAAAAGAACAGUUCUUGAAUUUAAUCAAUAAUUGGUAUGACAUUUUUCAGAACACUAUACUUGGUAUGGUGAUUGUCGAUGAAGCUCACAAUCUUGUUUGUGAACAGGAAUAUCGUAUGGACUCUUUUUUUAAUAUUUCUAAUAUCUGUUUUGACAAAGCUUGGAAAGUUUUACUUCUGUCUGGUACUGUCGGGAAGAGUAUGAUGGGAGAAGUGACUAAAUUUUUGGGAUAUAGGCAAGAUUUGACCUAUGAUGUUACUGAUAACAAAAAUAUUCUUUGGUAUAAUUUUGUUAAGAAUGUUCCUUUAAGUAGAAUAGAUAAGGAAUUCAUUCUUACUAAAGACAGAUCUGAAUCCAUUACUUUGACUUUGCAAUUGGUUGAAGGAAUUAUUAAGAGUAUUGAUAAUCCCAAAAUCAUUCUUGUUCGUAAGGAAAGGGAAAUGGUGGAGAUUAUAAAUCAAAAUUUGGUUAAUAACAAUAUUUCUUCUUGUUAUGUUCAUGGAAAAUUAACAUCUGAAGAAAAAACCAUUUCAUUCAACAGAUUCAAAAAGAACAAAGAAAAAAAAAUUCUUGUUGGAACUAAAUUGGUUUCAGAAGGUAUUAAUAUUCCAGAAUUGAAAUAUGUUAUUUUGGUUAAUUAUCUUCCUCAAAUUCACGAAUAUAUCCAGACUGCUGGAAGAAUUAGAGGGGAGAGUGCAUGUAUUACACUGUGGAAUGAAGCAUGUAGAGAUGAAUUCUCCAUCAAUUCCAAGUGUAUCGUGAGCCAAAUGAGUAGUUUCUAUGGUCUAGCAAAUAUAUCUGAGCAUGAAUCUUGUUGUGGUUCAUAUAAAUUUUUGAAUAAUAAUAAUAAUGAUAGGUUGUUGGAAGUGUUAGGUAAGAAGAAGGGAAAAAAAAUUAACGGGUUGAUAGAGGAAAGAAAUGAAAUUAUUAAAUCGAGUGUUGAGGAAGUUAUUAGAAAGAGAAAAUUUUGUACAUCAGGAACGAAUGAAAUGAUUCCUUCAAAUAAAAAGUUUCAUAAUGAAAUGGUCAAAAAUAAUAUUAAAGUUACUUUGAAAGAAGAUUUACAUGCAAAAUUUAAAAAUGCACGUAAUAUUUUUGAAUUCUUAGGAAUUACUGGAAAUUCUAAGUCAGCUUUGAUUGCUGAUGGUGUCGAACAAUCCUACUUUGAUUUUCUUCUUUAUGAUUCUGAUUUUGUUUAUUAUGAUUCUGAUUUAUGUUCUGAUUGUACAGGUACUGAUGGUAUCUGUUACUGUUGGGACAAAAAAUUCACUCUAAAGCAAUGUGGUAUUAGCUGUUUUGCUUUUAUGAAAAUGGCUAUGACUGAUGAAAUGUUUUCAGCUAAAAUAAAUAAAUUAACGAAUUCAAGUCUAUUAGAAAGAACACUAUCUUUUGUUGAAAGAAAAUCUUCCAUGAAAGAGUUAUUUAAGACAAAUCUAUCUGGAUAUUGUAAAUUUGUGACCAACGGGAAUAUUCUCGAAGUGAAUAAAUCUCUUGAUUUCAGAUUAAUUGUAUCAACUUAUAACUGGCAGUGGAAAAAGCUUAAGGAUGAAAAGUUAGAUGUCUUUUGGUAUUUCUAUGAUGGGUCAUGUCGUGAUGCUACAACAUUAUGGGACGAACCAUAUGAAGUAUAUUAUAGGAAACUUGUUCGAUCGAAAUUCAGCGAUUAUGCAAGCGUUUCAUUUAAGGCCACUGAGGAUACCAGUUUUAAAUUUUUUAAAUCACUAUUUAAUUUCAAAAAAGUUAGUGAAUGUUCAAACUAUAAUGAAAUUGAAGAUAUGAGGGAACGUUCGAAAUUUGGUAAUAUUGACUUAGAUUUGUUUGUUAUUGAUAAUAAGAAAUUUCUAUUGAUGAUACUUGGUCUCUCUAUAAUGUUACAUCUCGAAACAUUUUGA
Molecule: messenger RNA, 4668 nt
Organism: Vanderwaltozyma polyspora DSM 70294
Lineage: Eukaryota; Fungi; Ascomycota; Saccharomycetes; Saccharomycetales; Saccharomycetaceae
Exons: 1
Coding region: 1-4668 (1555 amino acids)
Biological process (GO): mRNA splicing, via spliceosome
Cellular component (GO): catalytic step 2 spliceosome
Molecular function (GO): ATP binding; RNA binding
Source: RefSeq, a predicted model, not a curated record